Molecule: messenger RNA, 1399 nt
Organism: Propithecus coquereli (Coquerel's sifaka)
Lineage: Eukaryota; Metazoa; Chordata; Mammalia; Primates; Indriidae
Gene: PPCDC
Product: phosphopantothenoylcysteine decarboxylase
Exons: 7
Coding region: 284-898 (204 amino acids)
Biological process (GO): coenzyme A biosynthetic process
Cellular component (GO): phosphopantothenoylcysteine decarboxylase complex
Molecular function (GO): phosphopantothenoylcysteine decarboxylase activity; FMN binding
Source: RefSeq, a predicted model, not a curated record
GCUCUGCUCGCAGGUGUGCGUGUGUGUGGGAGGCUGUGCGGUCUGUGGGACCUCACUUUCCUGUCGCAGGACAGAGAAGCUGCCAUUUUUCUUGCUGUCUCUUACCUGCGCGGCUGGUGCCCUGGGAUCCUGAGGCUUUCAGCCCUGUAACCUGCCUGCUUGCUCUCUGCUUCUCAAGAGUUACUAUGAGUCCAGCAGAACCCAGGCAGAUCCUAAAUCCUGACAGAGCUUUAUAGAGCCCAGGCCUGGCAGGCUCCCAGAAAUUGAAGCCACCAGACCCCACAUGGAACCACAGGCCUCAUGUUCAGCUGCUGGACCUCUGAUGGAGAGAAAAUUCCAUGUUCUUGUGGGCGUCACUGGGAGUGUUGCAGCCCUGAAGUUGCCUCUUCUGGUGUCACAGCUUUUGGACAUCCCUGGGCUGGAAGUAGCAGUGGUCACAACUGAGAGAGCCAAACAUUUCUACAGCCCCCAGGAUGUUCCUGUCACCCUCUACAGCGAUGCUGACGAAUGGGAGAUGUGGAAGCACCGCUCUGACCCCGUCCUUCACAUUGACCUGCGGAGGUGGGCGGACCUCAUGCUGGUGGCUCCUCUUGAUGCCAACACUCUGGGGAAGGUGGCCAGCGGCAUCUGUGACAACUUGCUUACCUGUGUCAUCCGGGCCUGGGACCGCAGCAAGCCCCUGUUCUUCUGCCCAGCGAUGAACACCGCCAUGUGGGAGCACCCCAUCACCGCGCAGCAGGUGGACCAGCUCAAGGCCUUCGGCUACGUUGAGAUCCCCUGUGUGGCCAAGAAGCUGGUGUGUGGAGACCAAGGUCUGGGGGCCAUGGCUGAGGUGGGGACCAUUGUGGACAAAGUGAAAGAAGUCCUCUGCCAGCAUGGUGGCUUCCAGCAGAAUUGAACUGGGAUUUCUGUCACGUGUGUCCCUCCGCACUCAGAAUGGGUUCAGGCCGAGCUGGUGAAGAAGAUGGACACUGGCAAAAUAUGGUGAGGAUUCCUCCUUUUGCUGAGUAGGGACCUGGCCUGGGCCUGCUCUAGCCUCCCAGGGCUGGACCUGCUGCAGGUUAAACUGCACUGACGGCCCAGCUCCCAGCUUCUUUCAACCAGGAGAUACUACUGCAUGGAGCCCCUGCCCACCUUUUCCUGCAAUGGGUGCGCAAGUCAGGUGAGCAAGCUGCCGCGCUGUCCUCACGGGAGGACUGAGUGCUGGGGAAACCUCACUUCUACGUCUCGUCCAGAAACGCCACAGCUGGAGAGCCCUAGCUGAGCCGUGCGAGCUGUGGCUCUUUGGUGGGCGCUCGGCUGCCAGAGUCCGAGAAGCCUGCGAACUGGCAGGACUCUGAGGUUUCGUGCGGACCGUGCCCUGAGAUUGCGAUGCUGGGAAAUAAAGAAAAUGCCCAUU